AUGUACGAGACGAUCAGCAUAGAUAGAGGUCUCGAGGCCGAUGAAGCAGUUGGCUGUGAUUGGCCAAUUUCGACUACAGAUAAGGGACGGCGGGAGCUAGCGGGAAGUCAAGCACUCAUAGCUGUGUAUCGCCAGUACACCAACUCUCGAGGCGAAGUAGGCAAGUACGGCAAUGGGCUUGGGUCGAGAACAAAGCAAAAACUGAACAUGCAUCCAAAAGAGUUCAACUCUGCAUCGCAGAUGGUCAAGUAUUUCUAUGAUGAGAGGUUUUACGACAAGCCACUGAUAAGGCAGGGGAUGUUCCAAAUCCACUUUUUCCCGUCGGAAAGCUGUGGUUAUCUGUGCGCCCAGAGAUAA
Messenger RNA from Aureobasidium melanogenum CBS 110374, 357 nucleotides. RefSeq lists its product as uncharacterized. NCBI's taxonomy places the organism in Eukaryota, Fungi, Ascomycota, Dothideomycetes, Dothideales, Saccotheciaceae. The coding region runs from base 1 to 357 and encodes 118 amino acids. The record is from RefSeq and is a predicted model, not a curated record. The transcript has 2 exons.